AUGUCGGAGCUAGAGAAACGGUUGGUGCGUAAGCUGGAUUGCUUUAUCUUGGUGUAUUGCUGCGCGGCUUACUUUUUCAAUUACCUCGAUCGCUCAGCAUUUGCAAAUGCCUAUGUUUCCGGACUAAAAGAGUCUCUCCGUCUGGAGGGCAACCGGUACAGCAUCUUACUAUCCACGUUCACAGCGGGAGCCUGCGCCGGUCAAAUCCCCCACGCCCUCAUCAUCCAAAAAGUAGCGCCGCGCUUCUGGCUUCCUUUCACGCUGAUACUUUGGUCCUGUCUUACCAUGUGUUCUGCCGCGUGCAGGACGUACACUCAGCUAUGCGUUGUGCGUUUCUUCCAGGGGUUCUUUGAGUCGAGCCUGUAUAGUGGUACUAUAUAUAUCCUCGGGUCGUGGUAUAAACCACUGGAGAUCGCGAAACGCACUGCGAUAUUCACGGCCAUCGGGCAGAUAGGCAGUAUGUUCGCUGGGGUCAUGAUGACGGCUAUGAACGAGGGGUUGCAGGGCCGGACGUCGCUGCAAGGCUGGCAGUGGGUGUUUAUCCUCAACGGCGCUAUGGGCAUUCCCUUCGGCAUCUUCGGCCUGAUAUUCUUCCCCAACCUCCCCGAAUCUCCAAACCUUUUCUACCUCAACAAGGUCGAAAUCCAACUAGCCCUCGACCGCCUCCCACCCAAGCGAGACUGGGGCCAUGAUAUCAGCCUCAAAUCACUUGCCAAGCGCCUCUUUACAACCCCAGACCUCUACAUUCUCACGCUAUACUCCAUGGUGGGCAGUGCACUAGAAGCCAUUGUCCUACAAGGCCUAUUCCUCCUAUGGGUGAAAGCCCACAUCACGCAAUUCCCCUCAUACGCCACGACAACAUAUCCCCUAGGUAUCCAAGCCGUGUCGAUCGUGUCCAACAUCGGCGCGGGCUAUGUGAUCGACAUGACAAACCAACGCAUACCGAUGGUUGUUCUCGCAGGCGUUCUCCAACUCCUCGUCGCGACCCUUUUACUCGUCCCCAGCCUGCCCACUGCCGGCGUGUUCUUCGCCUUCUAUCUAUCCGGCACUUCGUAUGUAGUUAAUCCCAUCUUGUACGGGUGGGCGAGCGUCAUCUUACAGCGCGGCGGCGACGAUGCGUCGCGGUCUAUUGUGCUCUAUGCGAUGAGUAUGGUGCAGUCGAUUCUGUAUACCUUCUGGGGGGUUGCGUUGUACCCUGCGACUGAUGCGCCGUACUGGAAGAAGGGGUAUGUGACUAUGAUCGUUGUGGUGUUUGCGUUCUUUGGCACUACGGCUGCUGUGCAAUGGCUCGACAGGAGAUCGCGACGUGUCGAGAGUGACGCGCAUGAGCAUGUGGUGAGUACGCAAGAGAUGACGCGAAGUGACGCAAAAAAGGACUGA
This is a messenger RNA of Dothidotthia symphoricarpi CBS 119687, 1380 nucleotides long. RefSeq names its product MFS general substrate transporter. Gene Ontology annotation, biological process: pantothenate import across plasma membrane. Bases 1 to 1380 code for a protein of 459 amino acids. The record is from RefSeq and is a predicted model, not a curated record. Gene Ontology annotation, molecular function: pantothenate transmembrane transporter activity. NCBI's taxonomy places the organism in Eukaryota, Fungi, Ascomycota, Dothideomycetes, Pleosporales, Dothidotthiaceae. Gene Ontology annotation, cellular component: plasma membrane. The transcript is spliced from 9 exons.